Seriola dumerili (greater amberjack) is the source of this 1569-nucleotide messenger RNA. It is a transcript of the gene pigh, whose product is annotated as phosphatidylinositol glycan anchor biosynthesis class H. Gene Ontology annotation, biological process: GPI anchor biosynthetic process. Gene Ontology annotation, cellular component: glycosylphosphatidylinositol-N-acetylglucosaminyltransferase (GPI-GnT) complex. The transcript has 4 exons. NCBI's taxonomy places the organism in Eukaryota, Metazoa, Chordata, Actinopteri, Carangiformes, Carangidae. The record is from RefSeq and is a predicted model, not a curated record. The coding region runs from base 696 to 1238 and encodes 180 amino acids.
ACAUAUACUAACGUAAAAUAUUCAUAUAGUUUCUAACGGGACUUUGAAAAAAGUUACUUAAAUAAAGUGAAAGGCAUAUAGCAAAUCGGAUACUAACCGCUGCCCAUAAUGCUUUGCAUCUUCCAGCUGCUGUAGGGUUCACUUUUAUUUGAAACCGGUACACACCGUAUCUUCACCGGGUGGACGGAGACAGCACUUAGUAUUGACACAGUGUUCUAACAUCAAGUGCUGCAUCAUAUAUGGUUUAUGGUUAGGUGGAUUCAUUAUUUGAAUUUCUCUGUUCGCUGUGAAGCACGCUCGUCGCCCAUAUCCCCUGUCACAUGCCCUUUAUUUUAGCCACUUGAACUAUAUUCAAUCUGAGUACCCCGGUACUAAUAACGAGCGCAACUAAUAUCAGGAUUGAUUUCUUUUUUGGCACUAAUCCAUUUAUACUCGCUGUUUGUCAUUUCGUCCUUUCUCAUUUUAUAUUUAACUGGAUCAAACUAGCACAUUGGGUAUGUACGCAUAUGUUCCCUGUUACUGUCGCUAAGAAAUCACCGCUUUCUGUCUUCAUAUGCUACUGACCUUGCCUGUUUACAGCAGGUAGCUAACGUUAGCUCAGCGCUAACCUAUCCUCACCGUUAGCUAACUGUGUCUGAGAGUUCGCUUAGUGCUCGUGUUUCUUCUUAACUCACUCUGUUUUUGUCGCGUUUGUCAUGGAAGAUGAGGCCUUCACUGACAUUAAUGGCAAAGCAAUAUCUCUGGACUGUCAGAGUCACUCCAGCUUUUGCAGAGAGUUCACUGUCAGCUCCUCCAAAGUGUCCAUCGGUAAGGUGAUGGUGUACACUUGCUCUGUUUGGCUUUUAUCAUACGCCGUGUUCUUCUUCACUGAGAACACUGCUGUUCUGUCCAGUGCUAUAGUCAUCACCCUGGUUGGCAUGAUGCUGCACAUCCACUUUGUGAAGGUGGACCACGAAUCCCUGCUUGUCAUUGGGUCCUUAGGCAUUCAGGUGUCCUCCAACUACGCCUCAGGCCGCGAGACCACCACUUUCAUUGAGAUGAGCAAGAUCAAGGAUAUUGUCAUCAAUGAAGCAAUUUACAUGCAUCAGAUCAUUUACUACCUUUGUGUACUGCUCAAGGACCCUUCAGAACCUAAUGCAGUGUCAAGCGUUGUGCCAUUGUUCCAGAGUUCAAAGCCUAGGCUUAACUGCUUGGUGAAGGUUUACAAAAGCUGUCAGGAGAUUCUUUCAAAGUGCUGAUGACACACAUUCAUACAUGCAGCAUACUUUUUAUAUUUCUUUUUUUCAAGUCAUUUUCUUUUCAUUGAAUGGAAGCAGAAAGCAGGUAUCCCUCCCUCCAUCCAUCCAUUAGCUAUAACGUUUAUCCUUUGAGGGUUGGUUGUAUCAUAAUGACUCCAUGUUGUAGUUUGUUGUGUAGUUACUUGAAUAACUUAUAGCACUGGUUAUAGACUAUUGUUUAAACCUAAAGAGCCAAACUUUUUAACUGUCACUGUAUGAAAAUGAAUUAUAAACAGUUUUGCAUUUAAACUUGAAUUCACUAAUUAAUCCUAAUAAUUUUUCUGUAUUUUAC